Molecule: messenger RNA, 2787 nt
Organism: Lycium ferocissimum
Lineage: Eukaryota; Viridiplantae; Streptophyta; Magnoliopsida; Solanales; Solanaceae
Exons: 12
Coding region: 1255-2394 (379 amino acids)
Source: RefSeq, a predicted model, not a curated record
GAAGAAGACUUUUGAAUCUUGUUGUCUUACAUAAAAGAUAUGUAGAAUGUACCUAAAUGUCCUUUAUUUUUGUGAUCUUAAACAUGUCAGUUGCCAAAAAAGGAAAGUGGCAAUCUUUUUAAAACAAACUAAAAAGGAAUGUAAGACAAACAAAUUGAAACAGAGGGAGUAUAAAUUUUUUGUUAUAAGCACCGAGUAAAAUUUGUGAAGUAGCAGCGUAGUUUAAUUCGUUGUUGCGAGUUCUUUGUUACUCCCUCCGUCCCAAAAAUAUUGUCUUAGUUUGACUUGCCACAAAGUUUAAGAAAUAAAGGAAGACUUUUGAAAUGUGUGGUCCAAAACUAGCCUUAGAUAUUUGUAUGGUUGUAAAUCAUCUCAUAAAGUUAAAUUGUUGCUAAAUAUAGAAAGGUGCCAAUCUUUUUGGGACAGGCUAAAAAGGAAAGGAAGACAAUCUUUUUGGGACGGAGGGAGUAUUAUUUUGGUUAUGAAUCCAUGCUUACUAGUUACUACAGUUACAUGCAUUAACUUUUAAGUAAGCUGGUAGUGUUAAAUUCCACGGUGUAAGAUAAUUGAACUGUUCUUUUAUGUAUUAUGUAUUUAUUGGAAAAGUUUCACUUGGACUGAGUCUUAGCUUCUAAUUCUAAUUGAAUUAACCUCCAGGCUGUUUGUUAUAUAAGUCGGUGAGAGGAAAGGUGUAAGAAUUAAUGUUAUGACCGUGGGAGAGAUUAGGCGUGGUAUAGAAGCACAAUCUUGAGUUAGGGCUGAGAUACGCCUACCAUUAUUCGUUCACCUCCAUGAUGUGUGAGAUUAAUCGUACACCUCUAUGAUUGCAAUUGUUAUCGUAGUUGGUGUUUAUCUGAGACAAACUUGCAAAACCAUCAGUUACAACAUUCUCUUAACGCUGGAAGAACUGCUUUAGAUGGCUGAAGGAUUUCCUACUGGUAAUGAAGUUUACCUUUAGAUUUGCAACUUAAGUAGGCAUUCGGUGCUAGAUGCAAUCAUACUAGAGGUUUUUCGGUUUAGCCUACUGUUUAGUCUAUUACUCCUUCCCAAAGUUGCGUCACAUGACUCGUAAGUUCAAAUCCCAGAAAGAAGGUAAUCGGCUUAGAUGAUCUUCUGAGUGAUUUCUACCAAGUGAAGAACAACACACCUAAGAAGGAAUCUAAACGCGCAAAGAUCCAGAAGUCUGAUGAGUCAGAUGAUGAUGAUACCAGAGAAGCAGAGCUUUAUGACUAUGUUAACAAAUGCCAACAACAGAUGAAUGAAAUAAGCACUGAUGAUCAGAUGCCAUUAUGGGGUCUUCAAGUUUUUGGGGGCCAGAAAUCUAUACCCCCACUGACAUUUCCUGAGCUUAGGAGUUGUGUCCUUUUGCAAUCUUUCAUAGCGCAUGAAGUUAAUUCACUGGUUGAACUCAAAACAGAAGAAGGAGAAGCAUUUCUGGAGGGAUUGCUUGUGAACGGUUGGCUUUUGAAAUUGGUCACUAAUGAUUGUCGAGUUGAAAAAUGCAUAGGAGCAUGGGCAUUUAGUCUCAUGUUAUAUUCACCAAAAGAAGAGUUGAGGGUGGCAGCAUGUGAAUUUUGGUGUUCUAUUCUGUUACCUAAAAAUCAGGUUGAUCAAGUAAUGUUUGAGAUGGAAUGGUUGCCGAAUCAUUCAGAACUGAUGCGAGCACUUGAAGUAUAUGGCUUUCUGUUGGAUUCCCCUUUCAAAUCUUCAGCCAGCAUGGAAAUUGUGGAUGGAGAGUCUGAUUCUGCUGGACCGCCUCAAAAUAUCAAAACCUGGAUAAAGUAUGUUUCUGUUUGCUGCCAAGCAAGGACGACACGUUCAGUUUUCUCAACUUCGGAGGUAGAAGAUCUGAUUACCUCAGUGAUCUGUCUCUUCUUAGACCGGCAACUUCUUGGCCUAUCUUUAGUGUUGAAGGAUUGCUUGCACUCGCUUAUUAGUUUCUUUAGUGACGAUGUAUUCCAUUCUAGCUGUCAGAAAAUAGCAAAAUCCCUCACCUGCAGAGUUCCUACUGAUGUCAACUGCUUGAGAUCUGUGGAGAGCGUAGCUGGAGAGGCUACUCGUUCCAAGCAUCUAAGGAGUGUGCUGGCCUUUCAUUUUCUUGUAGCAUGUUUUGAUAACAAGCUACUUGACGAAGAACAGAUUUUGAGAUCUCUAACCUCCACUAAUCUGAAGGAUAAGAAUUGUGAUAUUUUCAAAAUGUAUAUUCAUCUGGUUCUGGCAGAGAACUGGCUGUUUUGCAACCCAUUGUUAAAAGAUAAACCAAUAAUCAGUGAGAUGUGGAGUGCGUGCCUUAGAAACUGUUCUUGUCAAAUCACUAGCACAGAUUUGAGGUCUUAUGCUUCUAAGGUUCGUAGUAAAGCAUCAUAUCUUCUUCAAGGCAGGACCACAACAUGACUUAUUAAAGGUUUAUACUUGUAGAUUUUGUACUUGUAUCUGUCCUAGCGCAGAAAUUCCCUACAGUGAAUCAGGGACGACAAAGUAACUAACUCUUAGCAUAAGAUAUCGAUAUGUUUGAUGUAUAAUCUACAGACGUGGGAUGCUUUGGCGAUUCUUGAAGGAACCAGAAGACUUAUUCUAGUAGCUGAUAGUACUCUUUCUCAUUAGGUGUCCAUCUUCUACUGAUAAAUUUUUGGUAUUGAUCUGCCUGUUUUUUUUGUCAUUCUGGCCCCUCACUAGAUGGAACAUGUACUCCUAUGCAGCUUUGCACUGUACAGCAUUACAAUUUCGUACCUUUUUUGUGGAGAGAAUAUUAAGACAGAUGUGGUUUAGUGAUGCUCUCUUUUGAAA